CUCGGAUCUUUUCAAUUCCACUCAUACACACCAUUGGACGCACACAGUCUGUCCUCCUGCAGCGCACCGGAACGUUUGCAAAACCACCAACAUGCCUCUUGACCAGAUCACCGACCAGGCCCAGUUUGACAGCGCCAUCAAGGACCAUCAGUCAACCAUCGUCAUCUUCUCAGCGGUCUGGAGCGGGAUAAGCGAAGCAACCAAGCGAAACUACGAGAAUGUCGGCUCCCAAUAUUCUGGGCUCUACCAAGCCUGGAUUGACAUCGACGAAAGCCCAGACCUGGCGCAGAAAUACUCCUCCAACGGCAUUCCCACCAUAAUUGGGUUCAAGAACGGAGCGCAGGUGGAGAAAUAUAUCGGGCCCCAGGUCACAGAGGGAGAGGCCAAAAGGUUCAUCGAGAAGGUGCUUUGAGAAGGUCGGGCUCCAGAUUCCCUUUGACCUGGCUGUGAGAGAGAAUAAAUGAAACCAGCCUGAAUCAAGGAGUGGGUAUCACCGCGGGAUGGAGAUAAAUGGUUGGUUUAAUAUGGCCUGAUCUCAAGACAACCGGCAUCUCGGGCACACCCCGAGCGUAGUCUGGGUUUUCAUGUACUUGGAAGAAGAGAGCGGCUGAAAUAUUAUGUUCCAAGGAUCUGUGUGGACUUCAAUGUCGGCUGUAGUUAUUUUUAGCAGGUAGACGACUAGACCAAAAACCCUAGCUAAGGCAAUU
Molecule: messenger RNA, 707 nt
Organism: Aspergillus steynii IBT 23096
Lineage: Eukaryota; Fungi; Ascomycota; Eurotiomycetes; Eurotiales; Aspergillaceae
Product: thioredoxin family protein
Exons: 3
Coding region: 92-412 (106 amino acids)
Cellular component (GO): cytoplasm
Molecular function (GO): oxidoreductase activity
Source: RefSeq, a predicted model, not a curated record